AUGCGCACAAGUUUGCUUAAAUGGGAUAAGUUUGUACAAAUUCUGUUAAAUGGGUAAAUUGUGUCAAAAAAGUGAAACUAAAAGGUAAAAAAUCGAAUUCACUCUAUAUAUUUCUCUUCAAACUCUAUGUCUUCAUUGCAAAGUUCUCCGAUUAUUAGAUCUAUUUUUGUAAAACAACAUAGUCUUACACAGUGCCUCAAUACGCUACAAUAGCGACGAGGUGUAGUAAAACUGUAGUGGUGGGUGUGAAGCCUGAAUACCAUUAUUUUACUACAAGAUUCUUGAAUUUGUGCAGGAAGUGUGAAGCAUAACACCGUGGACACUAAAGAAUAUUACUGAACGCAGUUUGCUACUCGUCAGUAAAAGUGUCCCAACGAGAAUCCACGACUUAAAUUAGUUUUAUUAAAUCCAACGUGGUAUAUAUUUUCAUAAUAUCUUACAUUUAUGAACGGAGGGAGCGUAAUUUUGUUUGAAUCAAAUGGGCACUAAAAUGUUUUCGUCUCGCAAAUUUCUAAACUAACUAGCCCGUAUUAAGUAUAUUGUACUCUGAAUCCUACUCCUACUCUAGUCCGUACCCGGAGUACCAGUAGAAUUUGUCUGAAACACGAUGUCGAUGCAAGGGCAAAAGGGUCAACCGCCGCCAUCGCCUCCUGCACCACCUGCGAACUGAAUCUCAGACAGCAGCCCUUUUCCCAUCCCCCACGGGUGGCGGCCCGAUUGCGUCACGCACGCCCCGCCGCCGCCAAAAGCGCGUCCAUGGCUUCCGAGGACGCCGAGCAGCUGCCGCUCCUCCACCUGAAGCUCGCCUUCCUCGCCUUGGAGCCCCCCGCCUGCAUCCUCGCCCUCGCCAGAAAAGCUGGUGGAGGUUCUGUCACGCCACACAUUCAAAAUUUUAUUUUGGAGAGUUGUAUUGGCACUAAUGUCGGGCAGAUUCAAGAUUAUACUUAUGUGAAAAUUAUUCUUAAAAAAGUUAUAGCUGAGGCGGAGUUAUCGUCAGAUAUUGUGAUUGAUGGGCUCUAUGAGGAAUUUGCCCGGUGUAUGUCAUCAAAAGCGAAUAAUUCAUCGUUGAAUAUGUCUGGCAAGAUCUGCAAGGAGAUAUCCUUUCUCUCUCCUACAUAUAACAAUGUUUCCUCAAAUCAAGUAAGCUUGGUUGCUCGGCUAUCAUGUUCUACUAACAUGCUAGAAGGUGAUACAGGGUGCUCUCUUUGGCCAUCGAGUUUAUUCUUAUCUGAGUUCAUUCUUUCAUUCCCAAAACUUUUCUCCAAAAAACGUUGCUUUGAGCAGCUAGGUUCUGGUGUUGGUUUGGUUGGUGUAUGCCUUAACUAUGUUGGUGCUUCCAAGGUUAUUCUUACUGAUGGUGAUGCAUCUACACUAAUAAACAUGAAGGCAAACAUGGAAAUGAAUAACUUAUACGCUGAGGACUCUGAACUGGUAAAGGAAAGCAAGAACAAGGUAGAGUGCAAAUAUCUUUCGUGGGAAGAAGCGUCUGAAAGUGAUUUAUGGGACUGCCGUACAGAUCUAGUUCUUGGAGCAGACAUUAUAUACAAUCCAUCCUGCGUGCCACACCUCGUUCGAGUACUUUCUACGCUACUCGGAAGAGAAGAUGGGCGAUGCGAAACCGUCAAUGUUGGUCGCGACGAAGAACCCGUUAAUGAAGUACCUUGGAAUGGCGCAACUCGAGGUCCUCUUGCCUAUAUGGCCACAGUUAUUCGGAAUGCUGACACUUUCAAUUGCUUUGCCAAGGCGGCUGCCGAUGCCAAGUUGUCUGUUGUCAACAUUACUGGUGCUGCGGCUCCUUCGAGUUUUCUCCCUUACAUGCUCUCAUAUGAAAGAUCGAGUGUACAGCUUCUCGAGAUUACAUCGUUAUCAUAAGAUGCUGAUGAGCAUAAUUUCUGAAAUUAUCAUCCAACUUUGAUCUUAGUGACGUCGAUUUUAUUGGAAUGCCAAACAAAAUGUUUUUAUUGUUUCAUGUUUACAGUGAAGGGCUCCCUCUAUGUUCCUUUGUA
This is a messenger RNA of Brachypodium distachyon (stiff brome), 2006 nucleotides long. RefSeq lists its product as uncharacterized. The transcript has 10 exons. The coding region runs from base 757 to 1872 and encodes 371 amino acids. The record is from RefSeq and is a predicted model, not a curated record. Lineage: Eukaryota; Viridiplantae; Streptophyta; Magnoliopsida; Poales; Poaceae.